This is a messenger RNA of Trichosurus vulpecula (common brushtail), 4083 nucleotides long. RefSeq names its product solute carrier family 20 member 2 (gene SLC20A2). NCBI's taxonomy places the organism in Eukaryota, Metazoa, Chordata, Mammalia, Diprotodontia, Phalangeridae. Bases 653 to 2617 code for a protein of 654 amino acids. Gene Ontology annotation, molecular function: phosphate transmembrane transporter activity. The record is from RefSeq and is a predicted model, not a curated record. Gene Ontology annotation, biological process: phosphate ion transmembrane transport. The transcript has 12 exons. Gene Ontology annotation, cellular component: membrane.
AGCGUGUUCCUGCCUGCUGUCCGGGACUGCAGUUAAUUUUAGCCAGGGUUUGUUCUACAAGUUGUAAAACUGUUUACCCAAGUAGAAGCUCCGAGCCUGAAAUGUGAGUGCUCCGCCUAAUGUGAUAGGAGCUCUAUUUUAGACUUCAGAUUGUAUUUAUGACCCGCAGAGCAGCCUUCUGAAGAAGUGUUGUGGCUCAGGUUUCCAUUGAAACGACUUGUUAUGGCAUCUCCAGGCUCGGGGAGACGAGCUUAUGAUGAUUAAAAAGAUACAAAGGUUUUACCUGAAGAGAAAUGAUUGAAGAGUGAUUCCCUGUGCCAGAAGAAGCUCAUAAUUAAGCAGGUCCAAAGUUCGGAUAUUUUACAGCCUCUUAAGACAGACACUUGCAAGAGGGGAUAUCACAGCGUUUCUAGUCUCAGAGAAAAAUAUGGAAUGUGUUUUACUGCUGACUGAACACAACCAAACAAACUGUACAGACAAUAGUUUGAGAACCAGCAGUUAGCAGUUUGCUCAGGCUCUAACACUAUCCAGCACUUUCCAGAGCAAAAUCUCUGUUUACAAGAACUCUACCUUACAAGGUUUUUACAAACCUCAAGCUUGGUUUAUUUAAGUAUUUCUACAAAAGAAAAACUCCUGCAGUCCACUUGCAAAAAUGGCUAUGGAUGAUUACUUGUGGAUGGUCAUCUUGGGCUUUAUCAUAGCCUUUAUCUUGGCAUUUUCCGUUGGUGCAAAUGAUGUGGCCAAUUCCUUUGGCACAGCUGUGGGCUCUGGCGUGGUGACCUUGAAGCAGGCUUGCAUUUUGGCAUCAAUAUUUGAAACGACGGGCUCAGUAUUGUUAGGAGCAAAAGUGGGAGAGACUAUUCGAAAAGGUAUCAUUGACGUGAACCUAUACAAUGAGACAGUGGAAACGCUGAUGGCCGGGGAAGUUAGCGCCAUGGUUGGUUCUGCUGUUUGGCAGCUGAUAGCAUCAUUCUUGAGACUUCCAAUCUCAGGAACCCAUUGCAUUGUGGGUGCUACCAUAGGAUUCUCACUUGUUGCAAUUGGUACAAAAGGUGUACAGUGGAUGGAGCUUGUCAAAAUUGUUGCUUCUUGGUUUAUAUCUCCACUGUUGUCUGGUUUCAUGUCUGGCGUGCUGUUUGUGCUGAUCAGAAUUUUCAUCCUAAAAAAGGAGGAUCCAGUCCCCAAUGGUCUCCGUGCACUUCCACUAUUCUAUGCUGCUACCAUUGCAAUUAAUGUAUUUUCCAUCAUGUACACAGGGGCGCCAGUACUAGGUUUGGUUCUUCCAAUGUGGGCAAUAGCUCUCAUUUCAUUUGGCGUUGCUAUGGUAUUUGCUGUUUUUGUGUGGCUGGUCGUUUGUCCAUGGAUGAAGAGGAAGAUAGCAGGCAAAUUAAAGAAAGAGGGUGCCUUGUCAAGAAUAUCUAAUGAAAGUCUCCAUAAAAUCCAAGAAGCAGAGUCCCCGGUAUUUAAGGAGCUCCCCGGGGCCAAGACUAACGAUGACAUCACCGUCCCCCUCACUGGCUCGGCCCCCGAGACCCCUGGAGUGUCAGAAGGCACAGUAAAUGGAAGCCACUCACGAGUGCCCUAUGGAAGGGCCCUUUCCAUGACCCACGGUUCCGUGAAGUCCCCCGUGUCCAAUGGCACUUUCGGUUUUGACGGCCAGAUGAGAAGCGACGGACACGUGUACCACACCGUGCACAAAGACUCAGGGCUCUAUAAAGACUUGCUGCACAAAAUCCAUCUUGACAGGGGGCCUGAUGAGAAGCCCUUGCAGGAGAGUAAUUACAAGCUGCUUCGCCGUAACAACAGCUACACGUGCUAUACGGCGGCCAUCUGUGGGAUGCCGGUGCACUCGGCCUUCAAGGCCUCUGCCGACUCGUCCUCCGCACCGGAGGACAGCGAGAAGCUGGUGAGCGACGCCGUGACCUAUUCCAAGAAGAGGCUGCGCUACGACAGCUACUCCAGCUACUGCAACGCGGUAGCCGAGGCUGAGAUAGAGGCCGAAGAAGGCGGCGUGGAGAUGAGGCUGGCCUCGGAGCUGGCUGACCCCAACCAGCCCCUCGAGGACCCCGGUGAGGAGGAGAAGGAGGAGAAGGACACAUCCGAAGUGCACCUUCUCUUCCAUUUCCUGCAGGUCCUCACCGCCUGCUUUGGCUCCUUCGCACAUGGAGGCAACGACGUGAGUAAUGCAAUUGGCCCUCUGGUAGCUCUCUGGCUUAUUUACCAACAAGGUGGGGUACUACAAGAAGCGGCUACUCCAGUCUGGUUGCUGUUCUAUGGAGGAGUUGGAAUUUGUGCAGGUCUCUGGGUUUGGGGGAGAAGAGUUAUCCAGACGAUGGGGAAAGACCUCACUCCAAUCACCCCAUCUAGUGGAUUCACUAUUGAGUUGGCUUCGGCGUUCACAGUUGUGAUAGCUUCCAAUGUUGGACUUCCUGUCAGUACUACGCACUGCAAGGUUGGCUCCGUGGUAGCAGUGGGCUGGAUCCGUUCACGAAAGGCCGUCGACUGGCAUCUCUUCCGGAACAUCUUUGUGGCCUGGUUUGUGACGGUCCCGGUGGCUGGUUUGUUCAGCGCCGCAGUGAUGGCCAUCUUAAUGUAUGGCAUCCUGCCGUACGUGUGAAGGGGCACCAAGAGAUAAAUACAUACAUCAAUAAAGGGAUAGUCCAAUGUGUGUAUGGGUGUGACACGGUGUGACUGGCUCUUCCUGGCACACACGUGGUGCACACGUCUACAGCACGCACAUACAUGCUCGCUCUAAGCCACCAGCUUCGCCGUAUCCCAGAGUACAGACAGUGACCCCACUCACUACACUGUCCACCCGAGCGGCAGGAUCCCAGCUUCCAUCAUCUAACUUAACUACUGUCUAUAAAAACGUGUGCUCAAUUGGUGAUAUAACAUGUGAUGCCGUUACUUAUAUAUUAAAUAUAUACUAUAUACAUAGAGUAGGAAGCACUACUACUGCAAAUAUAUUCAGAGUUGGGGUGGAGAGAAUUGCCUAGAAUUAUCCAAUAAAUCUGUAUAUAAUUAUUUCAGUGGCGGUUUUUAAAAGCCUUUUAAAGGCAAUUGUAGAUUGGGAAAUGCUUCUUUUUUCCCGUGUGUAAGAUAAAUGAGGUACAGGCUAUAUAACACAAAUUUGAAAACACUGUAUGUGGGUCUGUAAUGGUCUCUGUGCUAUGGAAAUGAUACUGGAACAAAAGUUCACAAGUGCUUUCAUGAAUAAUUUGUCCAUAUACUGUAUUGAUUCUUGUGUAAUAUAUUGUAAUUGCUUUUGUAAAUACUUAAAACUGUUAACUUUUUAAUGGUGCAUUUCCCUUAUACAUUUCGGAUCAGAAAGUUUUAGAAAGUACCAAAGAAGUAGGGGAGUAUUUUGCCAGUAUUACAUUUUCACACUCUAUUUAUCUCCUUCUUCCUUGUUUCCACUAUUAAAUCAGGAUGUGGCAAGACCAAUCAUGUUUGAACUGGCCCCAGAGUAGUUUGUUAUGACUGCUGGACCCAUCAUUCCCAUGUAGCAUAGAUGAUCUCGCUACCUUCCCUUCUCUCCCCUCCCCUCUCUGCCUGAAUACCACAUAUCAGGAAGCUCUCGAGUGUUCUAGAGUUCUGUGGUUUAUUAGAGAGAACAUAAAAUUUUAAGGAAAUGUGAUAAAAUGGUGCAAUAUCAGGUGUGCACUUCAAAUGGCCCCUCCCACCCUUCUCUCUACCCCUAUAAGUUCAUCAAAGAAACUCCAGUCACAGACUUUGAAAUAGGUGUUACAUAUUCUGUGAUGGGACAUCGUGGAACUAUUCAGUUACAAUGAAAGGAGGAAAGUCUGGUUUGGAUUUUAGCCAAAACGGUCGCUGAUCAGAAAGUCCAUCGGCUUAGUACAUGUCAUUGGAGGACAGGAGCUAACAAUGCCAGGACCCUACUCCGGUCCUUCAGCUGUUGUUUUUUUGUAAGUGUGAGGGAGGGAGAAAGCUUAACUAAUGUAUAGGAAUUAUUGAGAUGCUGCUAAAUUUUUGAUAUUGACAGACAUUUUAUUGGUACUUCAUUGUGAUUUUUUUCAUUAAUCAGCCAUAUUAAAUUUAUAAUAAAAAUGACCCCUGAAAUAC